Molecule: messenger RNA, 1896 nt
Organism: Trametes versicolor FP-101664 SS1
Lineage: Eukaryota; Fungi; Basidiomycota; Agaricomycetes; Polyporales; Polyporaceae
Exons: 4
Coding region: 1-1896 (631 amino acids)
Source: RefSeq, a predicted model, not a curated record
AUGUUCUCCAAGUCUCAAGCCGCCUUCGUCGCCCUCUCCAUCUUCGCCGCCUCCGAGCAGGCCUUCGCGCGCUACCUCGUCCUGGAGCGCGAUGGACGGGCCCUCAACUCCCGUUCGUUCGGCCACGAAAACCCGGCCGUGAUCCAGAAGCUCGGUGCCGCGUGCCCUGGGCAGGUCUGCGGGAACCUCUCCGGUGCCGCGAUCACGCCCCUCCUCGCCGCGCAGCCCGAGUGCUCGCAACAGGACAUGGCCGACCAGAUCAUCGACGCGGCUCAGCAGUUCGACGACGCCACCAAGGCGAACAUGAUCGCGCUCGCCAUCGAGUACCGCCAGGCGGAGAAGAACACGCCUCCCGACUUCACGACGAACCCGCCCACGCAGCGCAACUCCGUCUUCUGCCAGAAGGCGCCCAAGAACGCGGAGCUCAACGGCUUGGUCCAGGCCCAGGACCCUGCGAACGACCCUAAUGUCUUCUUCGACCCUGCCACCGGCAAGUCUGUCCAGAAGGGCUCGCAGGCCAACACCUCGCCCUUCGGUGGUGCCGCCGCGUCGGGCAGCUCCGCGUCCUCGGCUUCUGCCUCCUCUGGUAACAACCUCGCGGUUGCGACCAGCGCCGCCGCCUCGAGCGCCGCCACUACUCCCUGCGAGACCGUGGUCACCGUCACCGUGACUGCCUCCGCUGCUGCUGCUACCUCCACCGCCGCCGCUGCCACUGCUGCCGCGAGCUCCGACAUCGGUGACUUCGGUUCGUGCUCCAUCCCCCAGAUCGAGUUCGCCACCGGCUUCGACAACCGCAAGGAGACCAGCUUCCAGCCCGUUGACAAGACCUCCUUCAACCACGGCUCCGCGCAGAACAUCGACAUCAUCACGCAGUUCAUCUGUGAUACGCUCACCAACUCGUGCGGCGCCGACGCGACCGCAAAGGCGACGUGCCAGACCGCGCGCACCGCGGCUGACACCGUGACGGCGAAGACGGGUGGCCAGGCGGACGCGUUCAACGCGGUGUUCGGUAUCCAGACCGACUUCGCCGCUGUCACCGCCGUCGACGACCAGGGCCGCGCAAUCGCAGGCACCGGCUCCGCGACCGCCUCUAGCAGCAGCAGCGCCGCGGCCGCCUCAGCCUCCACUGCCAGCUCCUCCAACGCGUCCAGCGGCUCCGCUGCGGCCAGCUCCGGCGGCAUUGGCGACUUCGGCUCGUGCUCGGUCCCCCAGAUUGAGUUCGCGACUGGCUUCGACAACCGCAAGGAGACGAGCUUCCAGCCCGUCGACAAGACGUCGUUCAACCACGGCUCGGCGCAGAACAUCGACAUCAUCACCCAGUUCAUCUGCGACACCCUGACGAACAGCUGUGGUGCCGAUGCGACCGCCAAGGCGACCUGCCAGACUGCCCGCUCCGCCGCCGACACCGUGACCGCUAAGACCGGUGGCCAGGCCGACGCGUUCAACGCCGUCUUCGGUAUCCAGACCGACUUCGCCGCCGUCACCGCCGUCGACGACCAGGGCAACGCCAUCGCUGGCACUGGGUCGGGCUCUGCCGCUGCCGCCACGUCUGCUGCCGCCGCGACCACCGCUGCUGCGACCAAGGCCGCUGCGACGUCCACCUCCGCUGCUGCCGCCGCUGCGACCUCUGCGGCGGCUGCGUCGACUGCGGGCAACCUCCAGAAGUUCACUGGUGCGCUCGGCGGCGUGACGCCCCCGACGGUCACCGCGAACGCGGACGGCUCGUUCCAGGUCACGGGCAACUCGUCGUUCAAGGAUCUCAAGAGCGCGACGACGCGCUCGUGCGACGUGCAGCACAACCAGUGCGCCAACGCCGCGAACGCAUCUGGGAACAAGGGCGACCUCACCGUCUCCGCGUGCGGCACCCAGCAGACGCAGUGCGAGGCCGCCAACUAG